AUGAUCCCUUCGCUUUGUUCGCCGUCGCUUCAGUCACACUCGCGCGCUGGAAGCGCAACGCUCGUGCGUUCUUGUCCGCGUCAGCCUCUCGAGACAGCGGUCCAGUCCUCGGUUUUCCCCGUGUCCUCCGCUUCCCUCGCUCCCGCCGCUUUUGCCGCGUUCCCCGCGCAACCUUCUUCGUCCAUCCACCAAUCGUGUGGCCGCCUCACGUCACCAGCUUUUACCCCGUCGUGCGUUCACCUUCCGCAUUCUCCGCCCAGCGUCUCCCCCCCGCGCGUUUCCGGGGGACAAGCAGCCCUUUUCCCCACGCUCUCGUCCUCCGCUAGCAUCGGCGGAAGCAUCAAGCUAAGAAGUAUCAACGGCAGGUCCGGCGGAAAACACGGCAGCAAUAGCAGCAGCAGCACUGGGGGCGGCGGCCACCGCAGCGGCCGCGUCGCAACUUCUUACUCUGGCGCCUCGAGAUUCGAUUCGACAUCCAGAGCUGCAUGUGUACGAGCGUACGCGUUAAAACAGUUUCACGGCGCAUCGGCGGAACGCGCAGACAUGCGGAUGCUAUUGCCACUGAGCCUCCCCGCGUUCCCCGGAAACAAGCUCCUGUUCCCGUCCGUUUCUCCCUAUUCUCCGUUCGCGAGCCCGUCGCAACAACGGCUGAGCGACUCCGUGCGAUGCUGCGCGAACGCCAGGCGACGCGCUGAUCGCGAGCCGCUGCUGACGCACACCGUGGAAGAGUGA
Closterium sp. Naga37s-1 is the source of this 732-nucleotide messenger RNA. The record is from the annotation of a GenBank genome assembly. NCBI's taxonomy places the organism in Eukaryota, Viridiplantae, Streptophyta, Zygnematophyceae, Desmidiales, Closteriaceae.